AUGAGUGAAUUCCCGGAGCAGCUCCGCAAGAUGCAAAUUCUUCAAAUGGCGGACCUAGGAACAGCUCGACGUGAAAUGAUUUCCACCGCCGACAUGAAGACUCAGGCUCGCUCACAGCUUGCUGACAUUGAAUCAAAGAGACUUGUUGAUCAGAGAGAUGAAGCCCAACUGAGCAAGUGGACUGAUUUGCACACUAAGAUCGGAGAUACUCUUGGAAUGGAGGAACUCGAUGACAUCGAUUCCGGCCAGUCCCACCGAGCUAAGUUGAACGCCAUGUUUCAUCCCAAUGGAAGCCAGCCACGAACCUACGCCAAUAACCCUUACCCAACUCCAUCAUCAGGUCGCGGUGGUGGUGUCAUGGGAAAGAGAGGACGAGGCGGUCACAUCACUCCUCCCCACACGGGACCUGCUGAUCUUCCUGGUAGUUUUGCAAGAGCCGCCUUUCGUGGAAAUUUUGGUCGCCCAGGACGCCCAGGACCACGCGGUCGCUCGACCACAAUGUCGUCCAGCAUUCACCUGGACCCUGCGUUAAACUACAACAACAACGACGACAGCGACUCUCGCGAGCGAGGAAGGGGACGUGGGCGAGGAAAAGGCAAGAGCAAGAGUAACGGCCAUGAGCAGGUCCAUGUUCCGUCUGUCCCUAGCAGACCCAAGCGGCCGCCUCCAAGUGUCAACUUUGCUGCAAGAAUCUCCGAACCGGGACAAUUUAUGUCCUUGUUUCAGUCUCGCCGGGCGACUGAAUCAUACGAGAGGUCUUGCGACACAAUUAUGUCUGCACCAAUUCAAAAGACUUUAUCUACGCAGAAGCCCAUGGCGCCCAACGAGCAAAACAUCAAAAUAACUCAAAGUGGGACACCCAAGAACAAGAUGAUGCCAUCUUGUACUGUUGCUACUGCAACCAAGAUUUCCCAGCCGCAAAUGGGACCCUAUUUAGUAGAAACACCGCCACCAACUCGUGUUCCUCUUGAUCAAACCGCUUCUUUCCAGCCCCGCAAGGCCCGGCCUGAUACAUCCAAGGCUUUUCACUCACAUAACAAACCUUCUCCCGUAGAAGGCACCACUCCACCAGCGUCGAAUUCUUUUUCUGUGCAACAAAUCGCUAAGUCUGAAUGGAGAGAAAUUAUGGCAACUUGCUCCCAGGCUCCUUAUCCAGCAGCAGUCGCAAUCGCCGCGGAUAACAUUCAAUGGAAGGUUUCGCCUGGCGAGGAGCCACGAAAAAAGGACAUGGCUCCUCUGAGCAAAGCAGUAGUCUCAUCUGAAAAUUCUAGGGCCCUGGCUGAGGCUAAGAGGACACCCGUCGCCAAUGUCAACCAAAUCAAACAGUGUGUUGCUCCUGGUAACCAGAAGGGGGAAACCAAGCAGGAAACCCGGUCUCAAGACCUUCUUAGCGAGGAUGAUUCUCCUGUCGAUGCAGCAACGAAGCCCCUUCACACUUUGGAGGCAGUAGCUAUCCAGAGUCCAGGAACUGCAGAACUGGCAGGUCUUCAGUUUACCGAGAAGGUCAAAGACUCAAUGCCAGUCAAGAGCAUUGACAAAGUCAUUGCCCCCAAAAUAACGACAAAUGCGGCCCCAGAAGCGCACGCUUGCCAUGAGCAGAGUCAAGAGCUUGGCGGUUUCGGAACCUAUGGUCCGCAGAUUAUUGAAGAGCUUCGCGACAUCCGCAAACACAUUCGUUCGCCCCAGGACUUGGCCACUACCCGUGAUGUCGAACGAAUACUUGAAACUAAACUGCUCCAGUUAGUCCCUACGGCAUAUGCACCAACACCUGCAGCACCUGCGAACUCGGAUAUAGAGAACCGGCUGGGUAAUCUGGUGGCGCUUGUGGAGUAUCUUUCCACAUCGCAGCAGGGAGCUAACGCUGCUGAAGUUCCUCCAGCUGGCCGGCGCGAUCUUACUCCCUUUGAGAGACACCGGUCACCGUCUCCGCCUUCGUCUAGUUCAAAUUCACCUCCAUCUGCUGGUAAACGCGCGCACAAGGUACGUGUGCCUGGCCUCUCACCAAGCAGGAGUGAGAGUUCCGACAUCAUUUCGCGAUUCGAAUCACUUCAGGUCUCGGACAAACUCGUUGCACCACUCCAGCCACAGCGUGUAGUCCAUGUUCCGACACUUCGUCCGCUUGAAAUCCCGAAGAAGAGCACCACCUCUGAUGUGUUUGUUCAAGUUGUUCCUGCUAUGGUGUCACGUCCAAAGGAGGCUACAAAAAAGCCACGGACUCUUAACGAUUCGAUAUUUGCAGGACCUGUAGGCCCUGUCGCUUCCAACUCUAGCAUAAUUAACCCUGAUGCGGUGCCAUUCCAGACUACGACUCAGGAGUUGAAUGCAAGCCAUCCGAAUAUUUCUAAGCAACAAGGCUUUCAGUCAACUGGCGCUCGUACAGUUGGCCCUGCGCCAUACAAACCCCGCUGUAUUGGACCUUCCCCUUCUCCCUACGAGCCCACCACCUUGCGCAAUUUAUCAGCAGCCCACGUUCGUACUAUUUCCGUCCAGCACGCUCACACUGAGAAUCGGCCGUCAUUGGAUGUUUCGAACCGUGCUUCGAGCUCCAUGAGUCAAUCCAGUGGCCCGGCAUCCCACCCAGCUCCGGCUCGACUAUUCUCGAUGCCUAACCCUGCAAGGAUUCCCCACCCCAAAACGAGGACUACUGGUUCAUCCCCUUCCAACCAAUCUCGCCGCUAG
Molecule: messenger RNA, 2679 nt
Organism: Penicillium digitatum Pd1
Lineage: Eukaryota; Fungi; Ascomycota; Eurotiomycetes; Eurotiales; Aspergillaceae
Source: RefSeq, a predicted model, not a curated record